This is a messenger RNA of Lachancea nothofagi CBS 11611, 783 nucleotides long. NCBI's taxonomy places the organism in Eukaryota, Fungi, Ascomycota, Saccharomycetes, Saccharomycetales, Saccharomycetaceae. The record is from the annotation of a GenBank genome assembly.
AUGGCUAAGGGUAAUUUCAGACGGAACGGCCUGGUAUUCGCAACUGCGCUAACGUGUAUAGCCGCACUGGUCGCGGGUCUAGUGCUAGCGAUCGUAGCGGAAAGAGAAGCCGUAACCCUCAAGAAGGGACCUAAAACGUACAAGACGGUCACUACUGGCCAAUGGUCAGAUGCCCAGUAUCCCAGAAUCCACUCCAGUUGCGACAGCACUGAUGUGGAUUAUAUCACUAAGGCAUUUGCUGACACCCAUGACGUCACUUCUUACGCAAAGGAGCAGUUAUCACACAAGAACAGUGUUGAUUCUGAGGUCUACAAGCGUUGGUUUGGUGACGGUAAGCUAUAUGAGGUUUUAGGUGUAGUGGAGGGUUUGGCUAAUAUCUCGAAAACUAAUCUACUUCUGCGCUGUGACGACGCGGAUGGAUUAUGUGCGAAAAAUCCAAACUACUACGCCGGCUACCACCGUGAAGCCGAUAUGUUCGAGACUGUAAUCUGCGACUACUUUUACGAGGCCCGUGUACCACUAACAUCCAUGUGUACUAAGGGAAAUAUCACUCAAUAUGGGCCUACGAAAUAUGCGGGUAUCGACUUAUUGCAUCGUUACUUCCACAUCUCGAGCAUAAGCCAAAACGAAUUUAUCGGAGAAUUCACUGACGACUUAGACGAAACUCUUGACUUGGCAGAACAUAAUUCGACUUUCGCCGUUAGGAAUGUUGACAAUUAUCUUUACUUUUUGGCAGAUGUUUGGGGCAACAAAGUCAAAAGUGGUGGUUGUUUCGAUAACUGA